CUCUAUGAUUAUAAACAUUUGGUAAUGAUUGUGCCACUGGGCAAUGACGAUAACUUGGGUGUAACUUUAUAAUACAUUCUGUGAAAAUAAAAUGUUGAUAACCUCCUAAGCCUUGAUUGGCUAUGUUUCUAACACGUGAUCUAAGAGGUUGUGAAAGUUUAAAAGGCUGUACAUCUGGCUAGCUAACUCUUUAAAUGUAUCUCUGGAUGAGGGAUAACGUUAGCUAACUGGCCUAGCUAACCAACGUUAGCUGACCAGACAGGCUAUAGACAACUUUCACCGACUAUCAAGCUGACCAAAACCACAGCUAGCUAGCUACUGAAACGUCCACGGCACCUGCAAUCAAUAUGAAUGUAGUUGAGUUCCUGGUGUCCCUGCUGGAUGUGCAUAAACAACAGCUGAAAGCGCUGACCAGACAGGGGGAGAUCCAGGAAAAGGUCCUCAGCCAGCUGGUCAAGGAUGGUUUAACCAAAACCCUUGACCGGUCUUCACCGCAGGAUGAAGAGGAACAGAGAAGGCCUGGGAUGACAACAGGGAGAGAUAAAGACCCAGAGGACUGGGUUGCUAGGCUGGCUGGGCUGCUGCAAGAGGAGACACAGAAGAAGAGUCAACCGAUCAGACCCCAGGGGUUGACUAAUGCCUCCCAGACCAGGGAACAGGGACAGAUGUGGACUGUGGAGGACAAGAGCAGGCAGGACUUCCUGUCCCUGAGGUACGACACCCAGAAGGGAGCCAGAGAGCUGGGGCAGAGGCUUGACUCAGCUGCUAAGCACUGGCUUAGGCCUGACCUAAGGACUGCUGCACAAGUAGAGCAGUGUGUUGCCAUGGAGCAGUUUCUGUCCCUAUUGCCAAAGGAGGCUGGUGCCUGGGUGCAGAAGCGGCAGCCCAGGGAUAUGGAGGAAGCAAUCAGCAUGGCUGAGCAGCGGCUUGGGUCUGGGGUCUUCACCGUCUCCUCGCCUGCCCCUACACAGACAGACACAGCACAGAGCUCAACAGAGGCACAUGAACAAGGGAGUGUCAAGAUGCAGAGCACCAGUGAUCAGCCAGAUGCUUUGACCAAGUCAUUUCUCAACCAGCUGGAGACAGUUAAACUGGAGUCUGUCCAUUUCAGCCUGGAGAUUCCUGACGUGGGGAUGACCAGCUAUCAGGAGGAGCAGGACGAGCAUAAGAGGGUCCCAGAGGAAGGGUCCAUCUUUGUGUGUAAGCAGGAAGUGGAAGAUCCUGACUGGCAUCAGGAGAGUGCUCCUCCAGAGCCCAUCCAAAUGUCUGUGAGAACAACAGAACAUGAAAGCAUGUCUGUGGACACACCUUACAUCUUCCUUCCCAGAAACAACCCUCUCUCCUCCACCAUGUACACGCAUCCAACACCCACAGUGUCCAGUCAGAUCCCCUCCCCACAGUCACCCCCACCCCUAGCUCCUGACGCCUAUCAUCCACAUGUCCAGAACAGCCCAGUGAUAGCCGGACUGCGGAGUAAUGCUUCUAGUGACGAGACUGAGCUUACUGCCAGGUACACAAGGCUAAUCUCUGAAGAUGGACAGUUGACCUGGGGGACCCUCUCGGGUGUUCCUUCACCCUCCUUCUACACUCGCCAGUCAUCACCCUCGCCCUCCCAUCAGUGCCCAGACUGUGGCUGCUGCUUCGCCCAGCAGAGGAACCUGGAGGAGCACAGGAACAUUCACACGGGAGCGAGGCCCUUCGUCUGUGGGGUGUGUGGCAAGGCCUUCUGCCACCGCCGCACCCUCAACAAACACACACGCAUCCACUCCUGGGAGAGACCCUUUCAAUGUACUGACUGUGGACAGACCUUCAAACUCAAAGACACCAUGAAGAGGCACCAGGUUUCCCACAGCAAGCCAGGGCCAGGGGCACGUCACCUCUCUCACUCACGCUGAUACUCUAACUAUCAGCACUUCACCUGGCUGGGAGGAGGCCUCGUGAGAAUUGACACACAACAAGGACUUGAAGUAGGACUGGUCAGGUGGCUUUCUCUGUAAAUGUCCUACGUAGGCAGAUGUAUUUGUGAGAAAACUACCAGUGUUUUCUGUUGGCGUGUUCCAUAAACAGAGGACACUGCUUUGGGUUUCACAGGUGAACUGGUUGGUGGAACAUCGCUCCCAUGUUUCCAUGUAAACAAGCGCAAAUGACUUGUUCUUUAUUUAUUAUUUUUUUUGUAGAUGCCCUUGAUCCAAGAUAGAGGUAUUUCAUGCAUUUUGAUAUUGUGAUAGUUAAUCUUUAAUUAUUUGUUUGUGAUCAUGGUAGUACUUAUUUUCAGAACAGAGAUCAGAAAACAUUGUG
Molecule: messenger RNA, 2298 nt
Organism: Oncorhynchus tshawytscha (Chinook salmon)
Lineage: Eukaryota; Metazoa; Chordata; Actinopteri; Salmoniformes; Salmonidae
Product: zinc finger protein with KRAB and SCAN domains 8-like
Exons: 4
Coding region: 348-1895 (515 amino acids)
Biological process (GO): regulation of transcription by RNA polymerase II
Molecular function (GO): RNA polymerase II cis-regulatory region sequence-specific DNA binding; DNA-binding transcription factor activity, RNA polymerase II-specific
Source: RefSeq, a predicted model, not a curated record